CUCACCUCCUCAGCUGGAGCAGGGAGGGGGGAGGCCAGAGAUCCAUGAGUUGCUCCUCAGUCCGGGAGCAGACCUGGACCUGAACCUGCAGAGGAUUUUUACUGUCGUGCGUAAAAACGCGCCGAUGGCACAGCUGGACGCGCUCCGAGUAGCUCCUGAACACGCUCCAGUCUGAGUGCGGGGGGGGAAGAGGUGUAAGCCUGCUCUCAUCUCAGGAUGGGACACCACAGCCGUCACCCGCCGCGAGCAUGAGCCACAGAAGCAGCCCGGCGCGCGCCUACGACUUUCUGCUCAAGUUCCUGCUGGUGGGCGACAGCGACGUGGGGAAGGGCGAGAUCCUGGCCAGCCUGCAGGACGGAGCCACCGAGUCCCCGUACGGCUACAACAUGGGAAUCGACUACAAGACGACCACCAUCCUCCUGGACGGGAGAAGAGUGAAGCUGCAGCUCUGGUACGAACACGCCGUCGUUCACACGGCUGCCUACGUCUCAUGUUAUCAGUCUGUGUGGAAAGAAAGCAGAGGACAACCAAAAUAUACAGGAGGCAUGUGAGGCCCGUUUACCCAAUAAAAAGCU
Pundamilia nyererei is the source of this 575-nucleotide messenger RNA. RefSeq names its product ras-related protein Rab-40B-like. The transcript has 2 exons. Gene Ontology annotation, molecular function: GTP binding; GTPase activity. Bases 249 to 551 code for a protein of 100 amino acids. NCBI's taxonomy places the organism in Eukaryota, Metazoa, Chordata, Actinopteri, Cichliformes, Cichlidae. The record is from RefSeq and is a predicted model, not a curated record.